AUGUCAGCUGCAGCGCUGGAUCCCAAAGGCUUCAACAAGCUCUACCUAAAUGGAGAGUAUGUUGCUGCAAAGGGCACCGAAACCUAUGCCCUCAGAAACCCAAAGGACAACUCUACUGUCACUGCUGAUGUUCCCAUCGCCAGCGCUGAAGAUGUCGAUGCUGCUGUGGCAUUUGCAGAAGCAGCCUUCCGCGGGCCAUGGAGCAAGUUUACCGCCGUGCAGCGAACCGAGUGCUUGCUGAAGCUGGCAAGCCUGCUAGAUGACGAGUUAACGCCGAUAUUGACGCUUGAUUCGCAAACAUCGGGUAUCCCUGUGUCUUUGGCGCCGGUUCGCGAACGCACGUAUAUCAAGAACUGCCUCGUCUACUAUGCAGGAUGGACCGACAAGCAAAAGGGCGAUUACUUUCCCGCCGAUGACGGCUUUGUUAAACUCGUUCGCCAUGAACCCUUGGGCGUAUGCGCCGCCAUCAACCCAUUCAACGGACCAUUAGCAACGCUCUUCCUCAAGACAGCACCCGCGCUGGCGACGGGCAACGUCAUCAUUGUCAAACCCAGUGAAAAGACGCCACUUGGAUCUCUCGCCAUUGCGCCUCUGUUUGCAAAGGCUGGUUUCCCGCCAGGCGUAUUCCAGGUCAUCACGGGUGCAGGUUCAACUGGCGCCUUGUUAGCAGAGCACAUGAAGAUUCGCAAAAUCAGCUUCACCGGCUCCCUCACAACCGGUCGCAAGAUCCAAGAAUUAGCCGCACGGUCCAAUUUGAAGCGCGUAACGCUGGAGUUGGGCGGUAAAAGCCCCGCGAUUGUCUUUGCUGAUGCAAACCUAGACAACGCCCUGACAUGGACCGUCAAUGGCAUUCUUACACGAAGCGGACAGCUCUGCGUGGCAGCAUCCCGUGUAUAUGUGCAACGGGAAAUAGCGGACGUCUUUAUUCAGCAGUAUGUGGAACGAAUGAAGGCUGCAUCCAAUGAUUUCGGUGAUCCACAGGACCCAGGCGUUAAGUUUGGGCCACUGGUUGACGAGGGCCAACUUGCACGAGUAACGGCCAUGGUUGACAAGGCGCGUAACGACGCUGAGUUGGUAGUUGGUGGUGCUCGGCUGGGCACCACGGGAUGUUAUAUGGAGCCGACCGUGUUUCUGAAUCCCAAGAACGACUCGGAGAUUUAUAAAAAUGAGGUGUUUGGCCCUGUGAGCAUCAUCAAGACAUUUGACACAGAGGACGAGGUUAUUGACAUGGCAAAUGACACCGAGUAUGGUUUGACGUCUGGUGUCUUUACAAGGGACAUUGCUAGAGCCUUGCGUGUUUCGGCGGCCAUUGAGUCUGGUGUUGUGGGCAUCAACUGUGUGAGUGUGCAAAAUAUGCAAGUGCCGUUUGGUGGGAAGAAGCAAAGUGGUGUUGGGAGGGAGUUUGGAGAGUAUGCUCUGCGUCUUUUUACAGAACCCAAGACGGUCUUGAUAAACAUGGCCGCAUGA
Molecule: messenger RNA, 1467 nt
Organism: [Torrubiella] hemipterigena
Lineage: Eukaryota; Fungi; Ascomycota; Sordariomycetes; Hypocreales; Clavicipitaceae
Source: the annotation of a GenBank genome assembly